AUGUGUUUGUAUGCAGAGCCGUCCACGCUGUUCGAGGUAGGGGCUGACGGGAAACUGCGGCUGCGUAACAACUGGAAGAAGAUCGACCUUAGCAAGAUCACAAAAGAGGAACUGCUCGCGCUCGGUAUUGACCCAAACCUCUCCGCCAAGGAGAUCGCCAAGAAACUCAAGCAAAUGUUCGGUAAGGACGUCCAGAUCGUUCAGGACGGUGUGUUGAUCGGAACGAAGGGAAUACACGAGUACGACCGUAACGUGGAUGACGACACCCUCGCCCGGGACCCGGACCUAGACGUCAACACACUUACGGGCGUGCGGCGCGUUAACGUGAUAAUGACGCGGGGCGGCCAGGAGCUGCAAGAUCAUAUGAAGAAGGUCAUACGCCUCAGCAAGCUCGUCGACCAGUACGCAAAGGAUCUCGACGAAAAAGCUGACAUCGACUUCCUGUCCCAUUACCGGCUUGUGGAUCCUGCCAUGAUCGAGGCGUAUGCUCGCGCAUUCGUCGUUGAGGACGGGGACCUGGAUGCAGUCAUCAAUACAAACGAGGCGCGUGUUGCCCUGGACGGUGUGCCCUCCAUUCAAAACAUGACGUCCAAGCAGAUGGAGUACGUGAUGCGCGUGCUCAAGAUCGACGAAGCCACCCUGAUCACCUUCCGGAUGUUCGCUGUCGUCACAGCGCUCUGUGAGAGGGUUACCCACAUGGAUUCGUUAAGCCAGCGCCUCCUGGAGAUCUGUAACCUGGCUGACAUUGAGCGGAAGUUGGAGCUUUACAAAGCGAUGUUCUACACGAACACGGAGUCAGACAGGGACGCUAACUACAUCACUUCCGAAUCCCUCAAGAUUGAGCUGAUCGCCGGCGGACUGAACUGGAAACAGCAGCAGUACAUCAUGGAGAGGAUGGAGCCGAACCAGUUCGGAGAUAUUUCGUUCCUGGACUACAUGUGCUACAUCCCGCUGUUCUUGUCCAUGCACGACAACAUCGUGUACAACCCUCUCGAUAUGUCGAACCAAAAGUACCAACAACCGCCCCGCGAGCGCCCGCCCUCCGUACAAAGGGACAUGAACCCGCUAGGAUGUGAUCUGACGAAGCAGUCCGCGUACUGGGUGCGGAAGAAGGCGAUGGAGAUGAUGUCAGGGACCUCGAAUAACGCCGUGCAGGUCUCGCGUAGCUACAUGGACAUACUCAAAAGAUACAAGGCAGACAGAUACACCAGGUUGAAGAAAGUAGAUGAUCAGCGAGCAAAGAAUAUGUCGCUGGUGAGGGAGCCUACGGCCUCUUCUAUAUCUGAAGACUCUGGAGAUAUGAUCUACUGACGUACUCCGCUAUAACGCGAUAUUCUCCAUGCUCCAUAAUAACGCCAUGCGUUCGUGACAUGAUGUCCUUCGUCCGCAUAUAACGCUGGCGACUC
This is a messenger RNA of Mya arenaria, 1406 nucleotides long. RefSeq lists its product as uncharacterized. The coding region runs from base 1 to 1311 and encodes 436 amino acids. Lineage: Eukaryota; Metazoa; Mollusca; Bivalvia; Myida; Myidae. The record is from RefSeq and is a predicted model, not a curated record. The transcript is spliced from 9 exons.